CAGCCUGAGGCUGCCCUAAAUUCAUAAUUGAUCGCCAACGCCGAGCAUGGAAGACAGUUUCAAAGUUCGUGUGGACAGAAUCUUCGGUUCUCUGUCAUCGUCAUCUACUUCAACGGCAGCUUUGAAUUCAUCUCUGAGUUCUCUGUGGAGCCUUACCGACGAUGAGAUCGAGAGGAAAGAGUGGAUCAAGGAGAAGGAGGAUCCCCCCGAACCAGAGCCCGAGCCGAGUUCGUUUUUCGCCGGCGGAAGGAAGCUGAACCAUAGGAAUUCGUUUGGAUUCCGGGACGGGUUCGAGGAUGACCUCGAAGCCGAUUUGGAUGAAAAUCCUGAGUCGAACGGGUCGUCUAGUAAGUUUCCUAAGCCUGACGAUUAUGGAGACGAAGAGUGGGAAAUCAAGUCCUCAAUUGGCCGGGACUGCACGCUUGAUUACGAGGAAGAGGAAGAUGUGUAUGAUAAAGUUGCUGUUGGCAAGGAGAAAAGUGGAGAUCGGUUAUACAUGAAGGACAUUGCUGACUGUGGUAUUGAAAUAGAUUCGUGCACCGAGCUUCCUACUUCGUUGCGGAAUUUCACCAGAGAUCCACGCGCCAAUCACUUGGCUGCAAAAGUUAGGCUCAAGGAAGAUGCAGAAGCUUCUAAAACAACUGAUUCUUUGCCUAUCUCUGAGAAUGUUGCGCUACCCAUUGCUGUUCCUGAAUGCAAUGCUUCUCCGAACCCAAAAUCUAUUCUGAAGAGGAAAGAUAAUCAUAUAGAUGUAAAAUCGCAGAAGCGUGUCCGAUUCAACCCUGAAUGUAAAAUCUCUCAAGACUUUCGAGGAUCUAAAGAUAUCUCAAUGGAAGGGAACUCUUCGCCUGAAGAUGCAUAUGUUUGUAAUGAAGCAACCUUCUCAUCUGCAGGCUAUCGCACUCAAGUUCCGGACUACAUACAGAAUCCAUCGAGAUACACACAUUAUACAUUUGAUUCAUCCUAUGAUGUGGAUGACGAAUUCAACAGGAAAGCCUACCUGGAUUUCCUUCAACUGGUGAGAGGGUCAAAGACCAUGGAGUCGCAUGAGGAUGAUGCCUCAGCUGGUCCUCCGAAAUACAUCACCUUCAUCCCAAAAAAGAAAGCGGGCGAUACAGUAAUGAUCGAAAAUUCUGCUCUAGGGUCACAGAAUGAUCAGAAUGGAGCUGGCAAGGAGGUUGUGCAGCAGAGAGGCAUAGCCAUUGGCAUUGAUAAUCAAACUGAUGAAGUGUGUUCAAUGGAGGAAGAUGAACCAGAUAAAUUAGAACUCAGAAGAAACAGUUCGCAGAAGCCGGGCCGCCAGUACAGGAUGCGAGCUAAGAUGGAGUCGGAGGAGGAGGAAGCCUGAUGAUUGAUUUGCCUUCUUAGCUAUUAAGAUCACAACUUUCUUCAUCACCUUGCUUUAACAUUCAUUAUCAUGUUUGUAUGUACAAUAUUUUAAUGACGCAGGAGCAGGACAGUGCAACAGAGCAUCUGGGAUUGCGAAAGUUAAUGAGUUACUAAUUGCUAAAUUUCCAAAAGGCUCAGUGGGCUUGAGACCAUAGCCAUUCUCAAUACCUGAGCCUCAAGCCCCAUGA
Messenger RNA from Momordica charantia (bitter melon), 1577 nucleotides. Its product is annotated as midasin-like protein. Lineage: Eukaryota; Viridiplantae; Streptophyta; Magnoliopsida; Cucurbitales; Cucurbitaceae. The record is from RefSeq and is a predicted model, not a curated record.